AUGAACGGAGAUCUGAGCCUGUCCCAGUCCCUGGGCGGGCUCCGCAUAGCGAAUCCGGAUGACUCGCCCCUCCAGUCGGAGGAUGCGACCGCGGAUUCGACGGGUCCAGCCGGACCACCGGCCGGUUCGGUAUCAACACAUCCACGCCUGCCCCCGAUACCUACGCUGGACGACCACGCAACAUCCUUCCCUCCCGCCCCGAUCGAUGCGCCCGCCACCGAGAACCGCUCGUCAGUCAUCUACUCGUUUCCCGAUGCCCCCCAACCCGCGUCUGCCUACCAGCCGUACUCAGCCCAACCACACUCCACGCCCCCAAACCCGAACCGCCCCCUAUCCUCCGUCUACACCAACGGCUCCGUCUCGUCCGUGCUCCCUCGGGAUAACUCCUAUCGCAUGCGAACCGACUCCGGCGCCUCUUCCACCUCGACCUCCCAUUCGCGCCUAAUUGACACCCGUGGGGGUUCGGCAGCGCUGCAGGCAGGCGUUCCAGCGCGGGAUAACUCGCACAGCGACCGCUCCUAUCGGACAGCCCAGAUUCCGACCAAUGGGCCGGUAAUGCGUCAGUCAUCUCGUGCCCACGCCCGCGGAGGAGCUGCGCCCCAAAUGUCACGAUCGCCGUACGGCAUGGAAAACGGGCCGACCCCAAGCAGUGAAGACUGGCAGGAUCGUGGCGCUGCGGUGGCUGUGAGGCAGGAAGUCGAUGCCAACGGAAAGACCGUGGCUCGCUACAUCAAGAAGGGCGUGCGCGAUUUCUCCUUCGGAAAUACUCUCGGCGAAGGCUCCUACAGCACCGUGGUAUUUGCGACGGAUCGACAAACAUUGAAGGAAUAUGCCAUCAAGAUCCUCGACAAGCGACACAUCAUCAAGGAAAAGAAGGUCAAAUACGUCAACAUUGAGAAGGAUACUUUGAACCGCCUGACUGAUCACCCGGGCAUUGUACGACUCUACUACACCUUCCAGGAUGAACGAUCGCUUUACUUUGUGCUGGACCUAUGUAAAGGAGGAGAGUUACUCGGAGUCCUCAAGCGGAUGACCACCUUUGACGAAGAAUGCACCCGAUUUUACGGCGCCCAGAUCUUGGACACGAUAGACUAUAUGCACAAGCGCGGGGUGAUUCACAGAGAUUUGAAACCGGAAAACGUCUUGCUCGAUCACCAGAUGUAUGUCAAGAUCACCGAUUUCGGAACCGCGAAGAUCCUUAAAACACGACGACCGGACGAGAGCACGAGCUCUAUCCCCCCGCUCGACUCGACCGAGAUCCCGGAGGAGGAGCGCGCAAGCUCCUUUGUCGGCACCGCGGAAUAUGUCAGCCCGGAACUGUUGACCGAUAAGAACGCGUGCAAGGCUAGUGAUCUGUGGGCUUUCGGGUGCAUUAUUUACCAGCUUCUGGCUGGACGCCCGCCAUUCAAAGCCGGCAAUGAAUACCAGACGUUCCAGAAGAUCGUUGCCCUGGAUUACGAAUUCCCGGUCGGAUUUCCCGCCGUUGCUCGAGAUCUGGUCGAGCGUCUACUGGUCCUUGAUCCAGCUCGACGUUUGCAAAUCGAACACAUCAAAAACCAUGAAUUCUUUGAUGGGAUUUCGUGGGGUCCGGAGCUAUGGAAACAGAAGGCACCUCGCUUGAAAGCAUAUGUCCCGCCCCCACGUGAGCCCAUCAAACUCAAUGGUGAAGGUGGCGAUGCUUUCCCCCCAAGUAUCUCUACCGCGCCGCCCAAUGCGACGAGCAACAACUCUCGUGCCCUCCCACGAGUGGUAACUGAGCUACCCCCACCCAGCCAGCUCGACAUUGAGUGGUCGCCUGUGCUGAGCAAGUCCAAUGAACGCAUUCUAAAGCUAGGAAACAUGGUAGUAUUGUCUUCUUCGGCAUCUCAUAGCCCAACCUCGAAGAACAAUGGUGAAGCCGAAGCCCCGAAGAAGUUCUCUCGUUUCUUCUCCGGUUCGGCGACCAAGAAACGCUCACGUCUAGUCAUGGUCACAUCCUCGGCGCGGAUCAUUCUAGCCGCGGCUGGUGGUGAUGAGAAGAAAGCGAAGCUGGAAAUUUCCCUCUUAGCUCCCGGGACUCACUAUCGGAGUACGACUGACGCCAAGGGACAUUCUUCCUGGAUUGUGGAUACGAGGGAUAAGCAUUACGUCUUCGAGGAUCCCAAGCCGACCUCAAGCAACAUCGGGAAUGCGGCCGUGUCAACACAAGAAUGGCUCGAUGCACUGGACCGGGCACGUGAGAUGGGUUCGGCCCAACAGAGCACUGGCCCUUACUCUGCCGAAGAUGCUUUCCGGGACAUCUCCUCGGGCUUCUCCAGCCAUGCCAAUACCCUUGAUCGCAGUACAGAACUUCAGAAUGAAAGCAAUGUUCCUGCUUCCGGCCGCAAUCACUUGGUGAAACAUCAAGGCAACGAUUCAGAUUCAGUAAAAGGGAAGAAGAGGUUUAGCAAGCGGCAUUCUAAGAAUGGACUUGCUGCUGUCUUCUAA
Molecule: messenger RNA, 2466 nt
Organism: Penicillium macrosclerotiorum
Lineage: Eukaryota; Fungi; Ascomycota; Eurotiomycetes; Eurotiales; Aspergillaceae
Product: PDPK1 family serine/threonine-protein kinase
Exons: 2
Coding region: 1-2466 (821 amino acids)
Biological process (GO): intracellular signal transduction; peptidyl-serine phosphorylation
Molecular function (GO): ATP binding; protein serine/threonine kinase activity
Source: RefSeq, a predicted model, not a curated record